AUGCCGACCUAUCUGUGCCACGGCUUCCGCUGGAAACGCCGCAGCAUACGCGUGUACGUCGUCGUCCAGAACCUCGAUGACGCCGCGCCGGAAUGGGUUGUGAAGCGGGGCUCCCCGCGGAGCCUCAUCGAGUCAUUCUACAACCUCUUCGACUUCCUCCCCGAGUGCACCUUCCCCCCAACACGCCGCAGCAGCUUCGCCCCGCGCUCGUACUCGCAGUCUCACUCCCUGGACCGCAGCAGCGUCGCCGACGACGGCGACGACGCCGCCAGCCACCACACCGCCCGCUCGGCCAGGGGCAGGAGCCGGAGCCGGAGCCGCGCCGUCGUGGCUCAGCAGUCCCAGCCUCAGCUCCAGUCCCAGCCCCAGUACCACCAGGACAGGGACCAGGAGACACCCGCGCCGCCCGCCUCGUGCAGGGAGAGCAGCAACAGCAGCAGGAAGCGGAGCAAGUCCGAGAUAAGCCGGAAGCCCCCGCCGCCCACCACCCACGCCCCGGCCGGCUACCAGGCACACCAGGCCCCGCCGUCGCCGCCCUCGUCCCAGCAGCAGUUCGCCAGCUCGUCCCACGCGAGCGACGGCGCCAUCGCCGACCCGGUCCUGGCCCAGGACUGGUCGCCCGUCAAGGUCCUCGAGGAGCACGACCCGAGCAACCUCGACGAGGUGUCGCGGCCCUACGCCUACGUCGCCGACUACGUCCAGCGCAUCGACUCGUCCUGCAGCAUCGUCGAGGAGAUCGCCAGGUACGAGCACAUGGUGCGCGCGAGCAGGGAGCCCGCCGUCACCGGCCCCAGCUCGGACGAGACCCUCAACGGGAAGCGCGACACGGCCAGGCUGGGCGGCCUCGCCGGCUGGUUCGAGCAGCUGAGGGACCAGCUGCAGAGGGGCGAGGAGAUCAGGUGGUACGUGGUCGUCAACGGCGACGAGGAGAGGGAGUGGCCGGCCGAGGGGAGCCUGUCGAGGCCCGAGACGAGGGCGCAGAUGGCCCACCAGACCCAGUACGCCCACCAGCAGCUGAUAUUCGAGGGCCGGGACCGGGACCUCGAGGUGCGCAGAGAGCAGCUAAGGAGGGAUCUUGGCUACGAGCAAGGCGGGAUCGACAGGUUGGCGGACAGGAGGAUGGAGAGGAGACCGCCGGUCGUCCCUGACAAGGAUCUACCGCCUCUACGGAUUGAUUUACCAAUGCAUCCUGCAGGCCCCUCGCGCCCGAAGACGCCAAAGACGCCAGGGAAGGGGUCGUUCCGGAGACUCUUUGGGAGGUCAAAGACUGAGGAUCAGACGCCAUGA
Diaporthe citri is the source of this 1287-nucleotide messenger RNA. RefSeq lists its product as uncharacterized. The record is from RefSeq and is a predicted model, not a curated record. Bases 1 to 1287 code for a protein of 428 amino acids. NCBI's taxonomy places the organism in Eukaryota, Fungi, Ascomycota, Sordariomycetes, Diaporthales, Diaporthaceae. The transcript has a single exon.